Molecule: messenger RNA, 1548 nt
Organism: Macaca mulatta (Rhesus monkey)
Lineage: Eukaryota; Metazoa; Chordata; Mammalia; Primates; Cercopithecidae
Gene: SMIM21
Product: small integral membrane protein 21
Source: RefSeq, a predicted model, not a curated record
ACAACUUGGGAUCUGCUAGGAAAUGGGCUUCUGAGCUCCCUUCCCGUCCCUCCAUGUAGGUCUCAAGCCUCCUCUGUCUCUGCUCUCUCCGCAGGUUUCUGCCUUUCCCUUGUCCACAGCCUUGGUGGGACCCGCCAUUGUUUGCUCUUCUUUCUAGAGAAUGAGUCUUGUCUCCAAUUGAUGGGAAAAACUGCUCAGGACAAGACCAUCAGAACAGCACUUGGUUACUGAUUUGUAUGCUGUGCAUAUGUUCACUGUUCACAUAGUAACAGAUAUCUUAUGAGUCAUACUGUGUGUCAAGCACAGUGCAUACUGUCCUGGGCAUUUACUCAACACCAGCACUGUGGAGCACCCAUCAUGAGUGUCUGUAGGCCAGGACUCACAACUAUGUGCAUCUCUCUUCAUCAGGCACCUCGUCAAAAGCCAUCCACAGUGUGGGGAUAACGCAGCAAGUAUCUGGUGAACGUGUGUGUAGUAAGUACCACUUCAUUUUCCCCUCACUGGACACCAUUUACAAAGAGAGGAAGACCUGUGAAAAUUCCCAUGAGGCAGCGCAGAAGCAUCCAGAGGCCACCGUACAUGUCUCGUGGCCACUCUCCAGCCGGUGAUGGCGGUCUGCACAGGGCUUCUUCCUGGGGCGACUCCCAAGUAACCUCCCUUCAGCUUUCCCCCUGCUGUUCUGUGGUGCUUGUCUUCCAGCAGAGUCUCUCUCACUUUAACAAUUAAAUGGACAACCCAGGAAACCUACACUUGGAAUUCAGUGAAGAAAUGUUAGACUCCUAUGGAGUGUCUCAUUAGGUUAAAGGAAAGUUACGGAAAAGUCUGAUGGGAAAAUGAGUUUCUACAUUUUGCUUAGGGCCCAAAAAGAAUCCUAGUUUUUGUUUCCAUUCAAGUGCAUAUAGUAGUAUUUAUUUCGAUUCAGGGAGAUGCAGUUCGUUUUUAGGAUUCACAAAGGCUUCUUGACAUCAGAUCCAAAGCUUGUGCCGUGAAGAUAUGGUCAAACAUUCUCACGCAGCAUCACUGAGCCGGAGAGCAACCUGAGAAACCUGAGAACUCUAGCUUUCUGAGUGGGAAGAUUCCAUCCGGCUUCAUAAAAUACUACCUGGAUCUGAGAACUCUAUGUGUAGGAAGAUUCCAUCCGGCUUUAUAAAAUAAUACCUGGAUCUUCAAGGUUGGCAAAGAAGAGAAAAGCUCCUUGGGAACUUAGUUUCUAGGUCUCACAGCACAAGCUCUGUGUCCUCAGAGUCGCCGUCCUCAAGAAGCCCUCUCACUGGUCACUGCUGCGGCCCCUACAUGGACCAGUGUGUGUCCACAGCUCCUCCCCGAUUCCCCAUACCACAACUGGGAACAGUUAAACAAAACUCUGCAGGAAAGGGAGGGAUACUCAAGGGGAAUUUGCUGCAGAAGGAAACAUCUACCACGUCUGAAAAUGAACAUCAUAUUCAUUUGUUCACAUUGCUGGUUCUCUUCCAUGUGACAGUGUUGCUGAGGAACCGCAGGAUACAAGGGGUUUCUGAAGACUGGAAAAAGGCAAACAGCGUAUUUUGA